Messenger RNA from Setaria italica (foxtail millet), 411 nucleotides. RefSeq lists its product as uncharacterized. Lineage: Eukaryota; Viridiplantae; Streptophyta; Magnoliopsida; Poales; Poaceae. The coding region runs from base 1 to 411 and encodes 136 amino acids. The record is from RefSeq and is a predicted model, not a curated record. The transcript has 2 exons.
AUGGAUAGCUACCCAGGCUCCUUGCGAAGGUACUGGAUGAUGGAGGAGGAAUACGAUGACACUCAUUUCUUAGUUGAUGAUGAUGAAACGGAGGCCGCAACAUACAACCACCUAGUGCAAGCAGAGAGCUCUCGCACGCGCAUUCGAUUUGAUGCGCCACGAAAGGUCAUUCGAACGAGGGACCUUCCUUCUGGUCACAAGAGGAUCAAAGCUGACUACUUUGCUCCAAACCCUGUUUACAAUGAUAAGCAGUUCCGUAGAAGGUUCCGGAUGUGUCAGCAUUUAUUCAAGCACAUUAAAGAGGCUGUUAAAAAUCAACAUAACUACUUCAAAAAGAAGUAUGAUGCCACCGGCAAGGAAGGACUAUCAGCUCUUCAGAAGUGCGUCACCACUAUGCACAUUCUCGCUUAG